GGUGGUUGCAUAUGUCAAAACAAGGAUGGCCUACCUGAGUUGAAAAGGAUGGCAUGUGAAUAUGAUAAGCUUUUAUCAUCACUCAUAUUCCUCUCAUUGCUCUCAUAUGUUUUCUAAUCCAUUCGUAUAUUUCCAUUGAUGUAAGCUACUGAUCUGGAUUGGAACAUGGCUGAACUUGUGAUCAGCGCUGUUAUCUCUGCUUCUUUUGAUUUUUUGCUGAAAAGGGUGGCAUCUCCUUACUUGAAGGAGUUCCUCAAAGAAAAUGAAAGUUCUGUUGUUUCUGAGAGACUUUUCAAGUUGAAGUCAAUGUUAAACUGUCUAGCUGCAGUUCGUUUCGAAGUGGAGAACAAGAGAAUCAAAAAUCCUGCUGUGGAGAAGUGGCUGGACGAUCUUCUGGAUGCUAUCGAUGAUGCUGAAGACUUCUUUGGUGAUAUUGAAUACGAUGCUAUGAAACCCAACAAUGAGUCAAAGAAAGCUAGAGGAAAGGCAAGUAGUUCAAAGAUAUGUGUCGUUCCAAUAUUGGGAAUGGGCGGGGUUGGAAAAACCACCCUUGCUCAAACCCUUUUCAACAAUGAAGGAGUGACAAAGAUGUUUGAACUUAAGGCAUGGGUGUAUGUGUCUGAUAAAUUUGAUGCCAUGGCUGUGACGAAAAGCAUUCUUCAACAAGUUGCUCCAGGUGAAGCUUCAAGUGACAUGGAUUUGAAUUUGCUUCAAGUUAAUUUGAAAAAUAAGUUAACGAGAAAGAAAUUCUUUAUUGUUUUAGACGAUUUUUGGAAAGAUGAUUAUGUUCAGUGGACAGAAUUGAUGAAGCCUUUCGACAGUGGGGCAAGAGGCAGCAAAAUAAUAGUAACAACAAGAAAUGGCAAAGUUGCAGAUGUCAUUGGAACUGUUGAUGCACACCAUCUUAGAGAAUUAUCAGAAGAUGAGUGUUGGGCACUAUUUGCAAAGCAUGCUUCUAGUGGAAACUCUAGAAAGUUUAUUGCAAACCCCAAAUUAGAGAGUAUUGGCAGAGAAAUUGCUAAGAAAUGUAAUGGCUUGCCUUUAGCUGCCAAAGUUCUUGGAGGCCUCUUGAGAUCGACGUUGGAUCCUGAGCGAUGGGUACAAAUAGCAAAGAAUACUAUUUGGGAGCUCUCAGAUAAAAGGAGCAAGGUUCUGCCUGCUGCUUUAGAAGUGAGUUAUUACUAUCUUCCUCCACACUUGAAGGGUUGCUUCGCUUUUUGUUCAAUAUUCCCAAAAGGUUAUCAAUUUCAAAGAGAGGAGUUGGUCUUAUUAUGGAUGGCUGAAAAUCUUGUAAUGGAUCCCGCAGGGAAUAGAAGAAUGGAAGAAGUUGGUGGUGAGCAUUUUGAUGAUUUAGUAUCUAUGUCAUUUUUUGUGAAAAUAGAAACCUGGAGUGGUACAUAUUUUGUCAUGCAUGAUCUUAUAGUUGAUUUGGCUAGAACUAUUUCUGGAAAAUACAGUUGUUUGUUGGAGCAAAAUGACAACAUUGAUAGGCUUGAGAAGAAGGCACGUCACCUUGGAUGUGUCAUGGAACUUUAUACUGAUAAUAAGAUAGCUAGCCAUGAUUUUGGAGCUACACGUUUGCGAACCUUUUUAUUAAGUUCAAGAUAUUCUGGAAUCAGUAUUUCUAAGGAAGAAGUGCAGAAUCUACUUUCUAUGUUGAAAUGUUUAAGAGUUCUAUCUUUUCGUGGUCUUCAUAUGGCUGAGUUAUCUGAUUCAAUUGGUGAGCUGAAACAUCUUCGCUAUUUAGAUCUUUCUUGCACCAAGAUUAUGACGUUGCCUGAAUCUAUAACUGUAUUAUACAAUUUACAAACACUGAAAUUGGAAAAUUGUCACCAACUUAAAGCUCUACCCAAAGGUAUGUAUCAUCUCAUUAAUUUGAGACAUCUUAUUAUCAGUGGAAAUAGCCUAGUAGAGAUGCCAAGUCAAAUAAGUAAAUUGAAGGAUCUCAAAAUGUUGACAACUUUUGUUGUGGGGAAGGAUAGCGGCGCUAAAAUAGAAGAGUUGGCAGAACUUCAAAGUCUAUAUGGAGAACUUUCCAUUAAGAAGUUAGAAAAUGUGGUCAACAUUACAAAAGCAUCGAAUCAAGUCAAUGUAAUGGAGAAAAAGCAACUUGAAAAAUUGUGUUUGGCAUGGACUGGAGUUAAUGAUGUUGUUGUUGAUCGAAAACAAGGGGAGGUUGUGCUUGAAAUGCUUUCACCUAACACAGUGUUGAAGCAACUUGCAAUUUUUAACUACCCUGGCGAAAAAUUUCCAAAUUGGGUUGGGAAUGAUUCGUUUAGAAACAUUACUCAAGUAACUCUUAAUGGGUGUAAGCAUUGCUCCUAUUUGCCUCCCUUUGGGAAACUUCCUCUGUUGACGCAUCUUUCCAUCUCAAGAUUCAAUUCUGUAGUGACAGUGGGUGCUGAGUUUUACGGGAAUAGUUAUGUGGGAAAGCCAUUUCCAUCAUUGGAAAGUUUAAGCUUUUUGCACAUGUCAUCAUGGGAGCAAUGGCAUUCAAUGGAAACUGAAGAGGCAACAACAUAUGAGAAGCUCAAAACACUUCGGAUCAAUGAUUGUCCUAAGCUCAUCGGAGAUUUGCCUCGCUUCCUUCCUUCAUUAAUAAGUAUUGAAAUUGGAGGUGACAAGGUGUGUCCCUUAUUAAGUCUCCCAAGAUCUCCACAUGUCACAGAAAUGAUUAUUAAGAAUUUGGAGAAUUCAGAGUCAUUGUACGAGGCAGUAAAGCCAAGUAAUCCUUGUUGCACUUCUACUUUCAGAGGAUGUCUGCCUACCACUCUCACUCCACUCUACCAUUACCCUCCUCUUCAGUCUCUUAGGUUAGAAAAUUGUGGAUCAUCCUUCAAAUCAUUCCAUCUGGAUUUAUUUCCCAAUCUCAAAUAUCUUGAAAUUGUAAACAGCCACUACUUUAAAGCUAUCUUAGUGUCUGAUGGGCAAUCUCUUGAGGAACUAACAUAUUUAGGUAUCAGGGACUGUGGUAGUUUUGUAUCUUUCCCAAAUGGCGGACUUAUUGCUCCCAAGUUAAGUGAGUUUGAGAUUAUUAAUUGUCCUAAAUUGAAGUGGUUGCCAGAGAAGAUGACUUCCUUCUCAGCUUUGGAGCGUUUGGAAAUGAGAAAUUGUCCAUUGAUAGAGACUUUCCCUGAAGGUGGUUUGCCUGUUAGUUUGCCUUGUCUUUGUAUAACCUAUUUUGUACUUUUGAGGAUGGAAUGGAAUUGGAAAACAUUACCCCAUCUUACCACUCUUAUUAUUGAUGGAUAUGGUAAUGAAGAAGAUAUGGAAUCAUUUCCAGAGAAAGGGCUACUGCCUCCCACUAUUACCCAUCUCGGUAUCUGUUAUUUUGCAAAACUAAGAGGCUUGGACAAAAAUGGACUUUCACAACUCACCUCCUUGCAAACACUUUACAUUACCAACUGCCCUGAGUUGCAGACAUUGUCAGAAGAAGGCUUUCCAACCUCCUUCACCUCUUUAUACACCUACCAGUGUCCUCUGGUGGACAAAAAGUACGACCCAAAGAAGAGUGAGAAUGAGGAGUACUGGAACAAGAUUAGUCACAUUCCUAAUGUCACAUUUCAUACAUAACAAGUGUGUUUAUUAUAUUUUGUUUAUCAUUUAAUGAUUUGCUUCUUUGUUUGGGUUAUAAUAAUCACAUAUGUUUUUGCUGUUUUUCUUUUAAAUAUUAUAAUUCAGACCUUUGCUUGUUGUGACUUUUUGAAAAAAGAUAUGUUCACACAAGUAUGUAUGAGUAUGUUUGAUUAAUUUCGGAUAAAAGAAGAAGAAGAUAUGUAUGUUUCGCCAGCUUGUAACCACGGUUUUCCUCGGCCAUAACUAAGUGAGGGCUGUGAAUAAACUUGGGAAGAGGUCACUCAUAGUCAAUUCAUUGGGUCACAGUCUUGUCUUUGUUAAGAGUUUUACAGAGGAAGUUUGAACUGACAUUGUUUUUUGUCUAAGCUUAGUUAUUAUUUAUUUAACAAAAACAAGUUUUGUUAUUUACUCAAAAGAAAAUGAUAAUAAUAUAUAUACCAUUAUCAUAA
Messenger RNA from Cannabis sativa, 4025 nucleotides. Its product is annotated as putative disease resistance protein At3g14460. Bases 166 to 3573 code for a protein of 1135 amino acids. Lineage: Eukaryota; Viridiplantae; Streptophyta; Magnoliopsida; Rosales; Cannabaceae. The record is from RefSeq and is a predicted model, not a curated record. Gene Ontology annotation, biological process: defense response to other organism. The transcript is spliced from 2 exons. Gene Ontology annotation, molecular function: ADP binding.